GCCAGAUCCUGCUACGACCAUGGAAUAAGCCCUGCGCAACCCCUCCGAUCGACUCGCCAAACUUCACCCUCCCCGCGUCCAGACCUCGUCAUCCCGCACAGGUCUCCCCGAGACGCGCCCGCCCUGUUCUCCUGCGGACUCUCCGUCGGCCAUGAUGCGAGCUACUGCAGGAACAUUUCAGACAAACAUAUCCCUUCUCGAGACGACCCGCCUCCUGUUCGCCCUCCAUUCACUCUCUCUGUCUGUCUAUUGUUGAUUCUUUUCGAGCUUGUGGACACGAUUUCCGGGUGAACCACCCCACCCGCCAUUGAUUUCAACCGUGCCUUGCACAGUAUACGAAUAUACGACCGCUUUUUAGAAACAUAUAGAUUUCGUCUGAUCCGAGAUGCCUGGACUACCGGCUAGUAUCGACCUCGACGAGUGCAUUGAGAGACUCUACCGGAAAGAGUUGCUGGCGGACUCGGUAAUCGAAGCUAUAUGCGCCAAAGCCAAGGAGCUGUUGAUGAAGGAGAGCAAUGUCGUCCACAUUGCGGCCCCCGUGACUGUCGUCGGAGAUAUCCACGGUCAAUUCUUCGAUAUGCUCGAAAUCUUUAAGAUCGGGGGGUUUUGUCCGAAUACGAACUACCUAUUCCUGGGCGACUACGUAGAUCGAGGACUCUUCAGCGUCGAGACGAUCUCGCUCCUGGUGUGCCUGAAACUGCGAUACCCGCAACGCGUGCACCUCAUCCGCGGCAACCACGAGUCGCGCGGCGUGACGCAGUCGUACGGAUUCUACACCGAGUGCGCGCGCAAAUACGGCAACGCCAACGUCUGGCACUACUUCACGGACAUGUUCGACUUCCUCACGCUGAGCGUGGUCAUCAACGACCAGAUCUUCUGCGUGCACGGCGGCCUCUCCCCUUCCAUCCACUCCAUCGACCAGAUCAAGAUCAUCGACCGCUUCCGCGAAAUCCCCCACGAGGGCCCCAUGGCCGAUCUGGUCUGGUCCGACCCGGACACCGAGCGCGACGAGUUCUCCCUCUCGCCCCGCGGCGCCGGCUACACCUUCGGCGCCCAGGUCGUGCGCAAGUUCCUCGAGGUCAACAGCAUGUCGCAUAUCCUGCGCGCCCACCAGCUGUGCCAGGAGGGCUACCAGGUGCUCUAUGAUGACCGGCUCAGUACGGUCUGGAGUGCCCCCAACUACUGCUAUCGGUGCGGCAAUCUGGCCAGUGUCCUCGAGGUCAGUGAUACCGGCGAGCGGUAUUUCAAUAUCUUUGACGCCGCUCCCGAGAACGAUAUCCAUCGCGGUGAACAGCAGGCCCAGCAGAAUAAGGAUGGCCAGAGUCCGGUGAUUGAUUACUUUCUGUGA
Molecule: messenger RNA, 1348 nt
Organism: Aspergillus heteromorphus CBS 117.55
Lineage: Eukaryota; Fungi; Ascomycota; Eurotiomycetes; Eurotiales; Aspergillaceae
Product: serine/threonine-protein phosphatase
Exons: 3
Coding region: 386-1348 (320 amino acids)
Biological process (GO): peptidyl-serine dephosphorylation
Cellular component (GO): FAR/SIP/STRIPAK complex
Molecular function (GO): protein serine/threonine phosphatase activity
Source: RefSeq, a predicted model, not a curated record